AUGCCUGAAUAUACAGAAGAGGCUCUGCAAAGUGCUCUAGAUGAUUUUCCGACCCGGAAAAUCCCCUCUUUGCGCAAGGUUUCGGAGCUAUAUCAAAUCCCAAGGUCUACACUUCAGAGUAGACUCGCAGGCCGUCCAACUCGCAAAGAGAGCGCCCAGAUUACACAGAAUCUAUCCCCUGUUCAAGAGAGAUACCUUGCGGAAUGGAUU
Eremomyces bilateralis CBS 781.70 is the source of this 210-nucleotide messenger RNA. RefSeq lists its product as uncharacterized. The record is from RefSeq and is a predicted model, not a curated record. The transcript has a single exon. The annotation marks the transcript as partial. Gene Ontology annotation, molecular function: DNA binding. Lineage: Eukaryota; Fungi; Ascomycota; Dothideomycetes; Eremomycetales; Eremomycetaceae.